Trypanosoma cruzi is the source of this 1398-nucleotide messenger RNA. RefSeq lists its product as uncharacterized. Bases 1 to 1398 code for a protein of 465 amino acids. The record is from RefSeq and is a predicted model, not a curated record. NCBI's taxonomy places the organism in Eukaryota, Euglenozoa, Kinetoplastea, Trypanosomatida, Trypanosomatidae. The transcript has a single exon.
AUGGCCGCGCCGCUGCGAGAGGUUGUGAUUGGGACGCAUGACAGUGCCAACAGUCAUAAUGACAACGGGGCAUCGCUGACGAUGCCGCCGUGGGACGACCACCUGCCAGAAUUGCCAGAACUGGCGGAGGUGGAGGCGCAUGUUGCAUCGCUGCGGGCUCUUGUAACGAACGGCGGGGCGCCCAUUGAGCCCACGCACCUUCAACUCAUCGACACCAUCGUGGACCGCCUCGACCAGGUGUACUACUGGGCGGUUGAAGAGGGCACAACGCUUCUCAGUGAACCAAGUCAGUUGGCGCAAUGCAAGGUGCCACAACUCACAGUCUUGUGCAUCAGAACAAGACGCCCGAGAAUUGUGCUGGCCGCGCUCCGCAUCAUGCGUCAUCUCCUGCGUCACGGACAGACGGGACCUCAACUGGUGGCUGCGGUGGCGGAGAAGAAAGAGGAGAAAAACAUCUCUACGGUAAAUGCAGAUGAUGAAGAACUGUUUGGAAUGCUCGCCUCAGUCAUGGAGCAGCAUGCAGGACUGAGUGACUUGCAGGCAGAGGCCGCUGCUGUCGCGGCAGAGGCGGCGUUAAUAGACAUUGAAGGACUUUUGGAGAGUCCUGUUAUCAGCCAUGUACUUGCGGCGUUAGAAAGGCACGGACUAAGCACCGCCAUGCAGAGAGAAGGAGUGUUGCUUUUUUCGACGCUUGUGGACAUUCAUCGAGGAGGUACACCACGUGAGAAUGCGGCGAAUGACGUUAGACCGACACCUGUGGCGAUUCUCCUGUCUCAUGUUGGCGUUGUGGUGCGUUUUGUCGUGAGUGUGGCGAAGGCACAUGUCGGUAGUGUUGAUGUGAAACGCAAUGCGGUUCACUUUUUUCUUCGGUGUGCGUCAUACCCGGAAAAUCUAGACGUGCUUCUGCGAGAAGGUGUGUACCCUGUUCUUGUGGGCGCACUUCCUUCCGCCGUGCGAGUGCCUGAACUCUUUGCGGAGUUAACGGAAGCCAUCGCGCACUUUAUUCCUCUUUUAGAUCCACUGCAGCAACGUAGUCUUGUUCUUGUGGUGCGUCGCGUGUUACUUGAAACAACAUCGCCCAUUUUAGUCUCACUCUGCGCGGCUCUUCUGGUGCGGAUGUUACAGGUCGAGCCAAGAAGAGGGGAUCCCAUGCCAUGUCAAAGCAUGCAGCCUGGGUUGUCGCAAGAAGCGGCCCUCAACUUAUGCGUGCGGGGCGGUGAACGCACUCUCAGUGAUACCAUUCACUUGGGGGAGGGCGACAUCCGCGUGUUUAUGUCGUCGAACUUCAUCCCGCAGCUUUUGUGUUGUGCGGCUGACACCAUUGGCGAGGACGACGCGAUUUUACGACGUGUGGUGGCAGAAGCCAUUGAAUUACUCUCCCCAUAUCGGUGGCGGUAG